ACGGGAUUUCAGUGUGCCGCGACCCUUCGGGGGGUUAGGUUGCGGGGAUGGCUUCCCGGAGAGAUGGUUAUUACCGCGCGUGACGUGACGAGGUGCAGCUGCAUUCUGCAGUUAAGGAGACGUGAUAGAAUAACCCAUGUCAAGAUCCAGGCACCACGCGCCUCUGCUCGCUACCAUUAUGGUCUUCGCCUUACUCUCUUUAAUCUUGAUGGGAAUGCUUCUAUCUAAGCCGAUACCAUGCGUGUCGGAGGUCCCAUGCGGGGACGGCAAGUCAUGUCCUGCCCCCUGGCAAUGUUGCGACACGGGAUGCUGCGCCCCGGGCAGCGCGCCCCCGCGCCUCCUUCACGAACACAAGGAGCACCCGUGGUAUGCCCAAUGGCCGGUUCUAUUUCUGCUGGGCACUCUCGGCGGUAUUGCCAUCUGCUGCAUCUACUGCCUCCUCUGCAAGCGCCAAUCCCCGAACAGCGUCUACAUGUGUUCAUUCUCGUGCUGCGUGCGCCGGCCCACCUCCAACCAGGACUCCGCCGGGUCCCUCUACCCGCCCCCUCGCUACUCCCGCUGCGGGUCCUUCCACCAGGCGCCUCCACCGUAUUCUGAAGUCACAUCUAAACCCAAUCUUUAUCCACUCGUCAUCACGUGCGGGGCGGAGGGUGAUGGUAAAGCCGGCAACUAUCUCAUGGUCCAAUAUUUUAGAAACUAUGUAAUUCACGCGCCAGGUUCUCUCUCAGCGGCGAGUACUGCCGAGUCUCUCAACUCCAGUUACCUAUGCAAUGCGGCAAAUGAUGCAAAUACCAUCGUCCCGCCUCCAUACUCGUGCGCCAGCAACUACGAUGACUGCGGCGGCGGCGGCUGCGGGCGCUCCUUGCUACGCUCGCUGUCCUCGUUGACGGAGCCCCGCGCCCCGCCCCCGCCCCGCGCCCGCACCACCCCUGACGUCUCCCCCGCGCUGCACCAUACACAAAGGCGUGAGGCGACUGCCGCUUUCCGAGAGAACUUAAUAACUUCACCUGUGCAAGCUUUGGACCCAUCGUUCGACUUAGACUUGGAUCUAAUCGACUGUGAACUAUACUGUGAUGGCGGUUGCAAGCCACGACUCGGGGCCUCGCCACCGUCGCACCGCUCGCCCUCCAACCUGGACGAGGACGCCGCCACGCCUGGCUAUGAAUACGAAGCCUACGGACUGAGGCAACUGUUCUCGUCAGAGGGCGCCGGCGCGUGCGAGUCGCCGCCACAACCAACCAGCCCCACGCAAUCCAGAGACUCGACUCUAAGGAGGCCGAGCGAUGAGAACAGAAGACGAAGAGUAGAGCCCAAAAAGAUUCCCAGAUCGAGAAAGUCGAGCUUAUACAUGCCUUUAUCAGUAGCGUAUCCUGUAAGGACUUCACGGAAGUCUCCCGGGGCGCGGGCGUCGUCACGGUCAGCGCCGGCCACCCCCUGCAACCCCUUAGUCCCCAACUUCCUUAACUACGCCCCGAGGGUGUUGACCUCUCGUCACAGCUCGAGAUCCUCAAGGUGCGAAGAGGAAAGCAAUCCUCUGUUAUCAGAAGUCGAGCAUGCGAGACUCGACCACAAGUUCUAACAUUAGUAAAGGCUAUUGAUGGUUUCCUUAAUUUUUAAGCACACAAUACAAUAGACUAAGCCAUGGCCAUAAGCCAUUGAUGUAAUAGUUUAUAGAAUGAAUGUUUCGGCCUAACACGGCCUACUUGUUGCCUAAAUGAAACCCCCACCCACCAUCUUUAGCCUUUGAAUGUCAUAUUCAAUGUUGUGACUGUUUUGAAAUAAGUGCUCAUUAUAACGUACGAGCGAACUCUGAUCGUAGAUAGAUUAAAUGUUAUUAAAUGUACUGCAUUUAAAUGUAAGGUAUCGAGCUUGUUGGACCACUGUUCACUUGCCUUCUUUAAGAAAUAAAUAAUCUCUAAAUGCC
Molecule: messenger RNA, 1924 nt
Organism: Plodia interpunctella (Indianmeal moth)
Lineage: Eukaryota; Metazoa; Arthropoda; Insecta; Lepidoptera; Pyralidae
Exons: 7
Coding region: 137-1579 (480 amino acids)
Cellular component (GO): cytoplasmic vesicle membrane
Source: RefSeq, a predicted model, not a curated record